CCGCAGAGUCUCUGGCGCUGGCGCGGGCGGACUGGAAGGAGACGGGGAAGGAGCAACGUGAUCUCACUGGACGUGCCGGGGAUGAGGAGGGAGGACGUGAGGGUCGAGUUGGAGGAGAACCGGGUGCUCCGGGUCAGCGGCGAGCGCAAGGCGGCGGAGGAGGAGGUCGUCGAGGGGGAGAAGUGGCACCGGGCCGAACGGGCUACGGGCAGGUUCUGGCGCCAGUUCAGGCUGCCCGGAAACGCGGUCCUGGACCGCAUCAGGGCGCGCUUGGAGGACGGAGUGUUGAAGGUCACGGUUCCCAAGGUGGCGGAGGAGAGGAAGAAGCAGGCCAGGGUCAUCGACAUUGCCGGAGAUUCCGCCGCCUCCGGCGGGGAUAUUAAGGCCACAAAAGCUGAUACGGAGUAUAUGAUUGAAUGAUGCGGCGCGCCAUGUUAUAUAUAGAGCUGCUCUUUUAGAGAAAAAUGUCACUCUAUUCUUCUUCUUUUUUUCUUUUUCCAGAUAAGAAAUGUCAAACUUUUAU
Messenger RNA from Cuscuta campestris, 523 nucleotides. NCBI's taxonomy places the organism in Eukaryota, Viridiplantae, Streptophyta, Magnoliopsida, Solanales, Convolvulaceae. The record is from the annotation of a GenBank genome assembly.